CAAAUCCCAAUAUCUGUGUAACGUUGUGUUGCAGACGUUGGGGAGGAUCUACUGAGCAUGUGUCAGAAGAACGUGAUGUUAAACAGACACCUGAUGGAACCUGCAGGUGGGGAGGUGCGAGUUCGUCUACUGGACUGGCUCAGACACGAUCUCUGCACAGACGCUGAUGCAGAGUUUGGAUGGACAGAGGAUGAAGUGGCAGAUCUCCAUGACAACACAACAAUUAUCAUUGCGGCUGACGUGUGCUACGAUGACGAUCUGACAGACGCGCUGUUCCGAACUCUGUACAGAAUCUGUAACAACCUCCGUCUCCCCUGUACUACAUACCUGUCUAUAGAGAAGAGGCUGAACUUCACUCUGAGACACAUGGACAUAUCAUGCGAGGCCUACAACCAUUUCCGCCACUGUCUGUGUGAGAUGCAGGAGCUAAGGGACGGACGGACAUGCUUCACAGUGGAGCAGGUCGCACCCUCUUUCCCACAGUGCCUGCUGUAUGAGCGCAUAGAGCAACUGGAGUUGUGGAAAGUGACAGCGGUGCCUGUCUGACCCUCUGAGGAGCUGACCUGCUCCUAGACCUGCUCCUAGACCUGCUCCUAGACCUGCUCCUAGACCUGCUCCUAGACCUGCUCCGAGACCUGCUCCUAGACCUGCUCCCUGACCUGAUACAUGGAGUUUUCUGAUCUUUGACCUAGUGUUUUCUGAACCUCUUGUGGUCCGUGUUGAGAAGAAGGUAUUGAUAAAACAUAUAGAUUAUUUAGUGAAUUAAUAGCAGUCAUUUCAAUCAGGGCAGCUGGACAGCGGUGAACAAAGGCACUAGGAAUGAUCUCUGUAAAUGAACACACUUGUUAAAUAAGAUGUUUUUAAUCUCAGACCAGGGGGUUGUGAUAUAGAUAUUCAGUAUAAUCUCAUUUACUUGCUGUUAGAUUGAAGUGAACCGAUGAAAUGGGACAGCCCCACAGCCUCUGAAUGUUUUGUUCCUUUGUAAAUGAUGAGUGAUCCGGUAAACACUGACCUAGGAUGCAUCCCAAAUCGUAUCCUAUCCUCAAUAUAGUGCACUACUGUAGACCAGAGCCCUAUGGAGGGUAGUGCACCACUUUAGACCAGAGCCCUAUGGAGGGUAGUGCACCACUUUAGACCAGAGCCCUAUGGAGGGUAGUGCACUACUUUAGACCAGAGCCCUAUGGAGGGUAGUGCACUACUUUAGACCAGAGCCCUAUGGAGGGUAGUGCACUACUUUAGACCAGAGCCCUAUGGAGGGUAGUGCACUACUUUAGACCAGAGUCCUAUGGAGGGUAGUGCACUACUUUAGACCAGAGCCCUAUGGACCCUGGUCUAGAGCCCUAUGGACCCUGGACUAGAGUCCUAUGGACCCUGGUCUAGAGCCCUAUGGACCCUGGACUAGAGUCCUAUGGACCCUGGUCUAGAGUCCUAUGGACCCUGGACUAGAGCCCUAUGGACCCUGGUCUAGAGCCCUGUGGACCCUGGACUAGAGUCCUAUGGACCCUGGACUAGAACCCUAUGGACCCUGGUCUAGAGCCCUGUGGACCCUGGACUAGAGCCCUAUGGACCCUGGACUAGAGCCCUAUGGACCCUGGUCUAGAGCCCUAUGGACCCUGGUCUAGAGCCCUAUGGUCUAGAGCCCCAUGGACCCUGGUCUAGAGCCCUAUGGACCCUGGUCUAGAGCCCUAUGGUCCCUGGUCUAGAGCCCUGUGGACCCUGGACUAGAGUCCUAUGGACCCUGGUCUAGAGCCCUAUGGUCCCUGGUCUAGAGCCCCAUGGACCCUGGUCUAGAGCCCUAUGGUCCCUGGUCUAGAGCCCUAUGGACCCUGGUCUAGAACCCUAUGGACCCUGGUCUAGAACCCUAUGGACCCUGGACUAGAACCCUAUGGACCCUGGACUAGAGCCCUAUGGACCCUGGUCUAGAACCCUAUGGACUCUGGUCUAGAGCCAUAUGGACCCUGGUCUAGAACCCUAUGGACCCUGGACUAGAACCCUAUGGACCCUGGACUAGAGCCCUAUGGACCCUGGUCUAGAACCCUAUGGACCCUGGACUAGAGCCCUAUGGACCCUGGUCUAGAGCCCUGUGGACCCUGGUCUAGAACCCUAUGGACCCUGGACUAGAGCCCUAUGGACCCUGGUCUAGAGCCCUGUGGACCCUGGUCUAGAACCCUAUGGACCCUGGACCAGAGUCCUAUGGGACACUACCUUUAAUGUCUGUUUAUAACUUAUAAGACAUUAUUAAAUAGCUUGUUAAUAAUUUAGUAAAUAAACUGUUUAUCAAUCAGUAUUUAUAAGUUCAUAUAUUUAUUAAAAUAAACUACCUAAUAAUGUUUAUAAGAGCUUAAUAAGCAGACAUAUAGUGGUAAUAAUGUGUGGAUAUUGAUACAAAACCAUGGCACUGUUCCUUUCACAAUUAUACACUCAUCUUUUUAUUAAAAUUACUAAAUAAAAUACAAGUUUUUGAUUUA
Messenger RNA from Salvelinus fontinalis (brook trout), 2468 nucleotides. Its product is annotated as methyltransferase-like protein 22. NCBI's taxonomy places the organism in Eukaryota, Metazoa, Chordata, Actinopteri, Salmoniformes, Salmonidae. Gene Ontology annotation, molecular function: protein methyltransferase activity. The record is from RefSeq and is a predicted model, not a curated record. The transcript is spliced from 6 exons. Gene Ontology annotation, cellular component: nucleus. Gene Ontology annotation, biological process: protein methylation. The coding region runs from base 58 to 546 and encodes 162 amino acids.